AGUCCGACCGACAGCCUACACAGCCUACUGUGUCAACUGUGUGUUUGAUAAUACCAUAUCUGUGACCAUAUCUUGAAAGACAGCGAAUGACGAAUUUUGUUUUCGGAAGAGUUAUAGUAAAGGGUGGUUUUAAAAAAUUAUCUGUAUAGAAUCAGUUUUGAAAAUAGAAUAAUUAAUUCUUGAAAGCUAGAGUAGGGCUGUUAGGAAUCGAAGAGAACGCCCAAAAUCUUUGGUGUUACUAUCCUAACCUCUAAUUUCUGUGUUUACGCCUGACGACAAUGUUGUUGACAUUUGGAUGACUUGUGAUCUCGUAAUUCGUUGUUGCUUAGCACAAUAUCUGACUCAGUACUUUAUGAAAAUUGUUUCAUAAUUAUUCCUAGCCUGGACCUUAAUUCAAUAUAGGCUACUGAACAAAUUAGUUCAAAUUAUUUAAAAUUGUGACACACUGACAGUAAUCGAGAAUGAGUAGAAAUGAUGGAAGAAACAGGGGACUGGGUAUCGGAGUUUUGUUACUUCUUUCAGAGAUGAAUAGAUUUGGUUUCAAUUCGAUACCUCCUGUAACACUGGCUGCUAUAGCUGGACAGGUUCUGCUCUUCGUGGGUAUAAUCAAAGUACCAUGGAGUAAAUGGGAUGUUUGUAUCAGUGGGCACAAUGUUUGGAAUAAAGGCCAAUUCAAUCGCCUUGUCCUCUCACUGUUUGAACAUGGAGAUGACAUGCAUCUUUACUUCAACAUGGUGUCACUUUUGCUGAAAGGCUCCUCAUUAGAGAAACGAUACAAGAGUUCCAACUUUUUAAUUUUAAUGACUAUAUUAUCUCUGAUGACCAGUGUAAUAUAUGUUGCAUUGGCAAUGGCUGCUACAGAGCUUCUUGACGACUACUCGUAUAUGAAAAGUUGCGCCAUCGGAUUCUCAGGAGUUCUUUUCGCCUUGAAAGUGGUGACCACACACGAGAGUGCUCCAUCCUAUAUGCAUAUUGAAGGAUUUUCAGUUCCUUCAAGGUAUGCCGCGUGGGUGGAACUCAUAGCCAUACAUCUGGCUGUGCCAAACGCUUCAUUCCUUGGACAUCUAGCUGGAAUUGUUGCGGGAAUAUUAUACACGAAAACAUACCUCGGCAGUAUUAUUGAUGAACUGAUAAAGCACAUAACUGGAAGAACAAUGGAACAUGACAUCCACUAUUACAAUAUCCCUGAGGCUGAAAACUAUCAAAGCAACUCGAACUACAGCAGCGACAACUCCAACUCGAAUAGCUUCUUCUCAAACUUCAAUAACUUUGGUUAUGGCCGAAACUCAUUUCCCUCCAGAGGGUAUAGGGUUCCUCCAGGAUAUGGGGUUCCUCCAGGCUAUGGGGUUCCUCCAGGUUAUGGGGUUCCUCCAGGGUAUGGGGUUCCUCCAGGGUAUGGGGCUCCUCCAAGUUAUGGGUUCAGGUAUUGAUGAAAUUGAUUCAGUAAUUGGAAGACCAUCGGUAUUGAUUCAAGCUUCUACUUGAGGCUACUUAAAUAUUUGAAAAAUGUCAGGACUUCGAAUCUGAUCCAUAUUUUUGAGAACGACGCAUAAAUUUCUCAUCGCCAUGUUUUCCAUCUUUACCCAGUGAUGAACUGUAUUUAUGUAAAUUAUUUUCACGCACAUUCUGAUCAAUUUAUUAUUUCUCGUUUUAGACAAAAUCUGACUGUUGUAAUGAUACAGUUUGUGUUGAAUGAGUAUGUUUGAACGUUGUUGUGAAUUCUGUUUCUAUGAAUAUGUGUGCACAUUCAAUUGCGAAAUUUGUGUUCAUUAUGUGGCUACGCUCGUAUGUAAAUAGUUUGUAUAAAUCUCUGUAAUUAUUUAAAUACAUUUUGAGUUCGUUAAAU
Messenger RNA from Nilaparvata lugens (brown planthopper), 1846 nucleotides. Its product is annotated as rhomboid-related protein 4. Gene Ontology annotation, molecular function: serine-type endopeptidase activity. The coding region runs from base 462 to 1430 and encodes 322 amino acids. The record is from RefSeq and is a predicted model, not a curated record. Gene Ontology annotation, cellular component: membrane. Lineage: Eukaryota; Metazoa; Arthropoda; Insecta; Hemiptera; Delphacidae. The transcript has 4 exons.